Messenger RNA from Poecile atricapillus (Black-capped chickadee), 2354 nucleotides. RefSeq names its product antigen-presenting glycoprotein CD1d-like. The transcript is spliced from 6 exons. The record is from RefSeq and is a predicted model, not a curated record. Gene Ontology annotation, cellular component: external side of plasma membrane. The coding region runs from base 757 to 1818 and encodes 353 amino acids. Gene Ontology annotation, biological process: immune response; positive regulation of T cell mediated cytotoxicity; antigen processing and presentation, endogenous lipid antigen via MHC class Ib. Lineage: Eukaryota; Metazoa; Chordata; Aves; Passeriformes; Paridae. Gene Ontology annotation, molecular function: endogenous lipid antigen binding; exogenous lipid antigen binding; lipopeptide binding.
CCUUCCCCAGGAUGAGACCAGCAGUGCUGAGGGGUCAAGGGAUAUUACCAUAAACUUUUCUCCUUCACUCUCUUACCCCUCAGAGCUUUCCAAGGCCAUGGCCCAGCUCUCCUGCAGGUUUGCCACAUCACUGGCUUAUACACCUGUGGCUCAUCAGAGUGGCCUAGCUGUGGGAUGGUUGGGAGGUGCAAAGAGGCAUGGGACCAGUGCACAGCCUGGGGGCACAGAGAGCCCAGGGAACAGGGUGGGAACAGGGCUUGCCUGCCCCAUGGGAAAAACAGCCAUGUUGUUGUGAACCCACCUGGCAGCGCAGAGCAGGGGGCAAUAUCUGUUCUAUGCAGCUCCAGAUAUGCCAGACACAAGUAAGGGACACUCCUAUCAGGAAUGGCCAAGUGACACGUCCACCUGAAAGGGGGGUACAACAGAGGACUCAGUUCACCCACAUCGCUCAUUGUCAAGGUGCUGCUGCAGCCAUGAGAGACUGCUCCUGCAUGCAAUGGAACAACCUUGCUGACAAUCAAAUUCCCCCAGCACUCACAGCCAUACUCAGGAUUCACCAUCUCACUCCAAGUGGGAACCUCAGAGCCCUCCCCUAAACCUCAGUGCCAGCCCCAUUGGCUGCCAGGGGCAUUAGCACCAGCAGAGCUGCCCGGGCAGAGCCAACCUGAGGAGACCUCUGAGGCCACAUCUCUCAACAGCCUGUUCUUCCUGCUGCUGCACCAACCGCUGCACACUCUGGGCCUCACUGCUGGAACCAUGCAGGCCCCUUGCUGCUGCCUUCUCUCCCUCUUCCUUUACCUCGUCCUCCUCUCUGGGACACGGGCAAACCUCGAGGGGACCUUCACUAUCCGCCUGCUCCAGACCACCACCUUCCAAAACACCUCGUUUGUGGACACGGAGGGGCUGGGCCUGCUGGAAGACAUCGAACUUGGUUCUCUUGAUAAACACACAGGGUCCAUCCAUUUCUGCCAGCCCUGGGUGCACCCAGCCCUGUCCUACGCUGACUGGGACACCAUUAAUAACCUGCUUAAGAUUUAUUUACAGAAGUUCCACCGUCUGAUCAAUGAAGAGGCUGCGCAAAAGGAUGUCCCCUACCCCUUUGUGGUUCAGUGCAUCGCAGGCUGUGUGCUGUACCCCAACAGAACCUCCCAGGCCUUUGCCUAUGUGGGUUACAAUGGUGAGGAUUUCCUCAGCUUCAACACAGAGAACAUCACUUGGACCCUCUCCCAGGACACCAAGUUGUCACGGUAUGUCCAGUCAUUUCUCCAGAACUACACCGCCUUGAGUGAGCUGGUGGAAAUCAUCUUCAACGAUACUUGUGUCGAUGACAUGGAAGUGCUCCUGCAGUAUGGGAGGGAAAUUCUGGAGAGACAAGAGCUGCCCGUGGCCACGGUCUUCGCCCGCACCCCCAGCCCAGCCCAGCUGCUGCUUGUUUGCCAUGUCACUGGCUUCUACCCCCGUCCCAUCAGUGUGGCCUGGCUGCGGGAUGGGCAGGAGGUGCCCCCGGGCCCGGCACUCAACACCAGCAGCAUCCUGCCCAACGCUGACCUCACCUACCAGCUCCGCAGUGUCCUGGCCGUGACCCCCCGUGACGGGCACAGCUACGCCUGCCGUGUGCGCCACCGCAGCCUGGGCACCCGCAGCCUCCUCAUCCCAUGGGGGAACUCAGAAGUGGUGCUGAUCACAGGGCUCACGGCUGGGCUGCUUGCAGCCAUGGCCAUAGCUGCCAUGUUGGUGUUUUGGGUGUGGAGACAAAGAAAGCACCAGCAGAUGCAGGAAUCAGAGUCCAGGAACUCCAUCCUGAGCAAAGAAGCUUAGCUCAGAAGGGAGCCAGCAGUCCCCAUCCCCUCCCACUGCCUUCACAGCAACAAGAACUAUGUUUUUCUGCUUCACCUAACUUCUGAGCAUUGUCAGUUGCAAGACUAACUCAAUUCAGAGAUGCACAAGAGAAACACGGCAAGAGAAACCUGAGGUUUUGACUCACUUGAAUUUUUUAAACAGACAAAAAUGCAAGUCUGAGACCUCCUCACAUGAUCAUCUCUUAGCUCGUGCCACUGACCUGUCUACCCACUGGUGCUCUAGGGCACCUCAGUGCCCAAUGGCAAAUUCUCCUGAUUCUGCUUCAGUAACAGUUUUGUCAGAAGGUGAAAAGCUGUCCCCUUCUACUGUCACUUUGGGGUCCUGUUUUUUCCUUAAAAAUGCCUUUAUUAACCAUACUCCAGAAAUAUUUGUGCUGAGACUGAACUGUUCCACACAGACUAAAAGAACCUGGCCAGAAAUGGCUUUACAAAGUGCUGAGUAACACUGAAACUCUGGUGUAAUGUGUGGGAGCUGCAGAUGUGUAUGAAAAGGAA